Molecule: messenger RNA, 3808 nt
Organism: Dermacentor silvarum
Lineage: Eukaryota; Metazoa; Arthropoda; Arachnida; Ixodida; Ixodidae
Product: bromodomain-containing protein 7-like
Exons: 15
Coding region: 852-3242 (796 amino acids)
Biological process (GO): regulation of transcription by RNA polymerase II
Cellular component (GO): nucleus
Source: RefSeq, a predicted model, not a curated record
AACUUACUGGGAAAUAUCAUAGUCCAACACUGGAGGGCGUUGUUACAGUUUCCAUAAUGGCGGUUUGACUCCCCAAGAACCGCUGUCGAGCGCGUGAUGACUGACGUCAACAUCCGGGCUUUCUGAGUGGAAGAUAACUGCAAAGGCGCGCUAUUUCAAACAUUGAAACAGGGGUGCAUGCCCUUGCUACGUGACCGUACUACUUUUGAAGUCUAGUAUUUUAAACUUGGCGAAAAUAAUUGUCAAGAUUUUUUUUUUUGCGACACAAACUUCCGACUGGUGCUAAAUCUGCCAGUUUGCAGUCGAAUGUUUUCGAGAUGUAAUAAAACAUGAUUAUGUUAUUGGAUGUAGAGAUGUAUCUGCUAACGGCAUCUGGGGCUUUCCAUAUUUUGGCAGGUUAGUGUUUUCGGUAAACGUUGCAUGCUGUAGAAGUAAGGCAUUGUCGCACGAUUUUUUUGCAAAACCUUACAAAAGUAGUUAGUUUGAAGUGAAGUUAAUUUUCAGCUCUGGUUUACAAAAAAGGGCAAGAAGAGAAACCGCCUGCCUGGAAUUGGUUGCGCGUAAAUAGCACUAGACAUUUAUGGUGCCAAGGCAGCGCAUGUGUCAAACCGACUGUUAUUCAAAGUUUCCGUCAAGAAUACCUAAUUUUGCAUGAACCAAAUACGGUACUAUCGCUGGGUGCACUUCAGCCACUUCAGCACUUCCGCGCGCAGUUUCGUUUCUUCUUUCGCUAAGAGAGGGCGCGAUAUGGCAAAACGCCACCCGUCCGUAAAUUUCUUACAAUCAUUGGUGUAAGCUGUGUAAAAGUUCUGUAACGGCGGUCACUCAGCGUGAGGCACGUGAAGAUAAACAUGGGCAGCAAAAAGCACAAGAAGCACCAUAAGUCUGAAAAGAAAGAAGCCAAAGAUGAAGACCGCCAAGAAAAGUCUCUCAAGCUGGUUCUCAAGGUUGGUGGGAGCACGGGUGGGUUGCAGACACCUGUGCCGUCGCCAUCUGCUGUAGCCUCUCCACACAGCGUGCCUCCAGCCCAGCAACAGCACGAACCGAUGGCGGCAGCAGCUGCACCAGCAGCAUUUCGUGUGGAGGCCCCUGGCAUGGUUUGUCAUGCUCAUGAGGGCAGCAGUAGCAGUAAGCACAAAAAGUCCAAGAAGAAGAAAAAGAAGAAGUCUAGCAGCAAAGAACAUAGGGAAAAGAGGCACAGGCACCACCAUCAUCAUCAUCAUCGCCAUCACCACCACCACCAUAAGGAUUCUGAAAAGAAGGAGAAGCGGAAGUGUGAGCACGAAUGUUCCUUGGGCAGUGAAGAGCGCCCACCAGCAGCUAAUGCAGUGGAACCACCACCAGCCAAGCGCCCCCGUCAAGAGUUAGUGCCAGCACCGCCUGAGCCCUCGCAGCCACCUGCUGAACGCCCAGUUAGAGAUCCUCGCACAUGUACAUUAAAGAAGUCCGAUAAGACUCCCCUGCAGAUGCUGCUCUACUACCUUCUAAAAAACCUUCAAAAGAGAGACCCUCAAGAAUUUUUUGCUUGGCCUGUGAAUGAUAUAAUUGCACCGGGCUACUCAACAAUUAUACACAAUCCUAUGGAUUUUAGUACCAUGAGAAAAAAGAUAGAUGACAGUGAAUAUACCUGUGUCAGCGAGUUCAGGGAGGACCUGAAGUUAAUGUGUGAUAAUGCAAUGACCUACAACCGACCUGACACUGUUUACUUCAAGUCUGCAAAGCGUAUGUGGUACUCUGGAAACAAGCUCCUUUCUAAGGAUCAGCUUUUGGCAUUGGAGAGUUCCCUUCCAUUCUUUGCUGACUUGACAUCUGAAGAGCUGGGGUUUGAUGUCAAUGGGACUGCAGCUGCCCCUGAUGUCAAACCACCUACUGAUGUUGCUGAUGCUCCAGUGCCUGUAGAGGCUGCACCACUUGGAAGUCCAGAAUUUGCUAAAAAGAGCAAGAGUGGAUCAAGUGAAGAGGCAGCAUCAGAUGACCAGGCGGCAAGUGAAAUCCUGCUUCAAGCGCAAAAAGCGGCACAAGCCGCAGCUGACAGGUUGACAUUGAAAAAAGUGAAUAGCAAGUUUGGCUUUUUACGUCAGAUGGAAGAUGGAAGCACUACAUUAGCAAUAUUAAACCCAGACUGCGGAAGUACAAAUGGUCCGAAAGAAAUGAAGGUCAACUUAGAAAUGCUAGUUGGAAAGCUUGCUCAUGGAACUGGAACCCUCAUGGAUUUCAAGGAUGACAUCAAAAACAUUGCACGGCCAAUCAAUUACCUCAACUAUGGGACCUACAGCACGUAUGCACCUCACUAUGAUUCUACAUUUGCAAAUCUCUCAAAGGAAGAGUCUGACCUUGUGUACUCAACAUAUGGCGAUGAACUUGGGUUCCAGUAUGCCGAAAGUCUGCUCAGCUUUGCCAAGGAUUGCGAUUAUGUCAUGGACAUGGUUGACAACCUUCUGGAUGUACUGACAUCUGGCGAGCACUCGAAGACUGUAAAACUUCUGGAAGCUCAUCGCAAUGGCAUAGUGCCAGAGGAAAAGGACCUUUUAUCCUUCACAAAUCACACUGAAGUUGAAGAAAUGGAAGUGGAAUCGUCAGAACCAAAGCCUAGUGAUAGCAGGCCACCCGACUCCUUCUAUGCCCUUAACGAUCUCACAGCUGAUUCAACAGUACUGGACAGCAACCAUACAAGCCAAGCACCAGUCCAACAAAAUUUUACAGAGCGGGAUCUUAUGCAUGGAGAUCCUCAUGAAGUUCAUGAACAUCAUGAUCACCACGAGCGUCAUGAUCAUCAUGAGCACCACGAUCGUCAUGACCACCUGCACCAUACAGUUUCAGAAUCCUCAUCACUGGAUAGUGCUGACAGUGAUAUCAAUGCUGUGCUACAACAGAAGCUACAAGAGUCAAAGGAGAUGAUUGAUACCCUGUCCCGUCUGCAACAAGAGCGGCUUAGUGCCACGCCACCAGCACACCUGAGCCAUAUACAGGGUGCCAGUGAACUGGAACUUGAGCUGGCGGAAAAGAUUGCAAAGACACUUUCUGAGCUGGCUUCUCACGCGAAGCCAGGAAGCAUAGUGAGUGUGGAGGCAAUCCGCAAGGCCAUGGGCAUCAACUACCCUCCCACAGCACCUUGUCAUCACCACCACUCAUGCCCACAUGUGGCAUCACCUUACAAUGUCUCAACACACGAUCUCCCCGACAGCAGUAGCAGUAAUGAUGUCUCCUUACGCACUAAUGACUCUCCUUCUUCCAACACCUGACUCUUGUCUCCUUCUAAAACCUACAUACAAAGAUAUGUAGGUUUUUGCUAAGGUGCUUUGCUAAGCCAAUGGGCCAGGAAGGAUUGGAGAGCACAUUGGGCACACGAGACAUUUUGGUGUUCACUGGUAUUGGGGUCUUUUGGAACAUUGUGUAAGCAAAGUCCUGUCAGUAGUCUGCAGUGGAUCUGGCCGAGAGCAGGCUUGUGUUUUUUGCCAGCACUGAAUUCAGUGGAGCUGGUUAGGAACAACAGGAUGUUAGUGACAGGAGAAAGGAAACCCACAGAAUGCAGUCAAAGGGACAAGCAGUGUCGGAGAUUACAAUUUUAUAGGUUUGGGUCAACAGAACAAUGACAGACUCUUCACACAUUUUUUUUCCCCCCGCAGAGAAACUUUGUGAAUCUCUCUAAUUUCUUCUGUCUGCUAGGAAAUGUUCAGCACACCUGUUUGUCCCCCAUAUGGUCACGGUGGUCACGUCAUCUUGAAAACAGAGCAUGAAGAACAGAAGGCAUAUCCGUACAUAUUGCACUGCCUCACUCAUUCCGGUCAUCAGACACUAAAUGAAGGUA